AUGAUAGAGAGUAAAUUUGUUUUCUUGUAGAGUGCGUUGCAGUGCAUUUACUCUGAAUCCGUGACUACUAACUACUAUUCUGGAUAUUUCCUUUUUCCGGUAUAAUUGCAUCACGGAGUUCCUGAUUAAAUACUAAUAACAUUCAUAAUGCCACGUGAAAUCAAAGAAAUCAAGGACUUCCUUCUGAAGGCAAGGAGGAAAGAUGCUAAAUCGGUGAAAAUUAAAAAGAAUGCAGACAAUGUUAAAUUCAAAGUUCGUUGCUCAAGAUUCCUAUAUACGCUCGUAAUUACAGAUAAAGAAAAAGCAGAGAAAUUAAAACAAUCUUUGCCUCCAGGCUUACAAGUAAAGGAAGUGAAGAGAAGUGAACGUAUGUAAAUGAUUCAAUAAAGUAUCAUUGUGUUCAUAAA
Messenger RNA from Vespa crabro (European hornet), 407 nucleotides. RefSeq names its product 60S ribosomal protein L38 (gene RpL38). Gene Ontology annotation, biological process: translation; protein-RNA complex assembly. The record is from RefSeq and is a predicted model, not a curated record. The coding region runs from base 148 to 375 and encodes 75 amino acids. Gene Ontology annotation, molecular function: structural constituent of ribosome. Lineage: Eukaryota; Metazoa; Arthropoda; Insecta; Hymenoptera; Vespidae. Gene Ontology annotation, cellular component: ribosome; cytosolic large ribosomal subunit. The transcript is spliced from 5 exons.